AUGAGGGCCGAGAUUUGUACUCUUCUUCCCUCAACUGAAGGAAAUGAGGGACUUGUUGAACUUACACUGUCAGCAAACCAUGGAGUUACUCAUCUGGGAUGGACCCAGCUUGCCAUAACCAUUGCUGCAAAUUCACAGUUGCAAAAUCUUUAUCUUGACUACAACAACAUUGGUGAUUAUGGUGCUGGUGAGCUUUCUGUUGCCCUGGCUGCGAGCUCUUCACUAGAAAUUGUCGAUUUGGAAGGAUGUGGGGUGAGUGAAAAGGGGGUAGAGAUGCUCUUGCUGUUAUUGCUAAUUACCCCACAAAAAUGCAGGAACUUGUAUUGUUUGAAGACAAUGUCAGCGUGGAACUUAUUGGGCAGAUCAGUGACUGUUUGA
Messenger RNA from Pocillopora meandrina, 378 nucleotides. NCBI's taxonomy places the organism in Eukaryota, Metazoa, Cnidaria, Anthozoa, Scleractinia, Pocilloporidae. The record is from the annotation of a GenBank genome assembly.